UUCCAAAAUACGCCGAGAGUAUUCCUGAUGGUGAAACGAGCGUUGCUUCAUCGAACGCAGCUAAAGAAAACAACAUCUAUGUAGUUGGUGGUACGAUGCCUGAAAUAGAGGGCGAUAAAUUGUACAAUACCUGUACUAUUUGGGGUCCCGAUGGAACUUUGAUAGCAAAACACCGAAAGGUACAUCUAUUCGACAUCGACAUUCCUAAUAAGAUUACUUUUCGAGAGAGUGAUUCACUCAGUCCUGGUAACUCCCUAACGACGUUCGAUGUGAAGGGCUGCAAAAUAGGUAUUGGCAUUUGCUAUGAUAUUAGAUUCGAGGAAAUGGCACGCAUUUAUCGGAACAAAGGUUGCCAAAUGCUGAUAUAUCCAGCGGCAUUCAAUAUGACCACUGGACCACUGCACUGGUCAUUACUUCAGCGUUUCAGAGCGAAUGAUAAUCAAUUAUACGUUGCCUGCAUAUCACCGGCUCGUGUUCCUUAAGCAAGUUACGUCGCAUGGGGACAUACACAGUUGACCAAUCCCUGGGGAAAGAUUCUUUACGAUUUGGAAACUCAAGAGAAUAUGGCAGUCACCGAUAAAAAAAAAAAAAAAAAAAAAAAAAAAACUGGCGAACCGUGUGUUACCACAACGAGACACGCGAUGCUAUUUGUCGCUUUAAAUUGUGCCGCAACUCGUUUUUGAGAUCUUUGCCAGGGGCGCGUUAAAA
Molecule: messenger RNA, 708 nt
Organism: Bombus huntii
Lineage: Eukaryota; Metazoa; Arthropoda; Insecta; Hymenoptera; Apidae
Product: omega-amidase NIT2-A-like
Exons: 3
Coding region: 96-482 (128 amino acids)
Biological process (GO): L-glutamine metabolic process; oxaloacetate metabolic process
Cellular component (GO): mitochondrion
Molecular function (GO): omega-amidase activity
Source: RefSeq, a predicted model, not a curated record